This is a messenger RNA of Penicillium alfredii, 1458 nucleotides long. RefSeq names its product putative 3-beta hydroxysteroid dehydrogenase/isomerase family protein. The coding region runs from base 1 to 1458 and encodes 485 amino acids. Lineage: Eukaryota; Fungi; Ascomycota; Eurotiomycetes; Eurotiales; Aspergillaceae. The transcript has 3 exons. Gene Ontology annotation, cellular component: endoplasmic reticulum. The record is from RefSeq and is a predicted model, not a curated record. Gene Ontology annotation, biological process: ergosterol biosynthetic process. Gene Ontology annotation, molecular function: 3-beta-hydroxy-Delta5-steroid dehydrogenase (NAD+) activity; 3-beta-hydroxysteroid dehydrogenase [NAD(P)+]/C4-decarboxylase activity.
AUGUUCCUCCUCUUGGCUUUUCUAGGGCUGGGAGCUCUCUACCUCUACCAUGUCAACCGUGUGAUGAAGGCGGUGCCAGAGGAGGUGCAACGCUUAUCCCCCCAUCGCUGGACCAUCGACGAAAUCCACGCGGCCUACAAAAAGAAUCUGGAAACUCCAAUCGACGUGACCAAGAGCCUUCCACCGAAACAAUCGCGCCGAUAUGUGCUCGUGGGCGGGACUGGUCUGGUCGGCCACUGGAUUGUGUCGCAUCUCCUGGCGCGAGGCGAAGAUCCCGCCGCGCUGCGAAUCCUGGACCUCUUGGCACCCGAGCAAGAGAUUCUUGACCAGGGCGUGGUCUACACCAAAACCAAUAUCACCGACGAGCUGGCCGUCAGCACGGCCUUUGAGGAGCCGUGGCCUGCGGCCGUCGCGACACGGCCCCUGACGGUGUUCCACACCGCGGCGAGCAUCAGCGCCUCGGAGCGUUUCAAGAUCUUUCUGCCGCUGCGCAGCAAGGUCAACAUCGAUGGUACGAGGAAUGUGGUUAACGCUGCGAAGAAAGCUGGCGCAACCUGUUUGAUUGCGACCUCGUCGGGCUCCAUCGCUAUUCAUCGCUCGUCGUUCUGGGUUGCCCCGUGGUCCAAGACCAUUAAGCGCCCGGUGCAGAUUCUCCACGAUGGAACUCCGCUGCCCCAACGUCACGACGAGGCCUUUAGCAACUAUGCUGUCACGAAGGUCGAGGCUGAGCGCAUUGUCCGGUCGGCGGAUGAUGCGGCGGCCAACUUUCGCACGGGGUGCAUCCGCCCGACGAACGGGGUUUAUGGAAUUGGCAGCGAUGUCAGCGCGACCGUCACGGGCGCGUACCUUCGCCGUGGCGGCAGUCCAACAUGGGUCCGACCCAUGAUCCAAAGCUUCGUCAACGCCGAGAACGUCUCAAUCGCCCACCUCUUCUACGAGAAAUGCCUCCUAGAACAGAGCCAGCCGGGCUCCACACUCCCCAACACUGGCGGGCAAGCCUUCACAGUAACAGACCCCAACCCAGCAAUUGCCUUCGACGACAUCUACACACUGCAAACGACGCUAUCCAAGACGCCGAUUUCGUUCCCGAACGUGCCCGCUUUGCCGAUACUACUGCUCUCGCACUUGAUCGAGCUCUACGCCCUCGUGCAGUACCGCUACCUGCCGGAACUGCUGCCGCGGCUCUCGCCCGACCUGGCCCAGCUGCAACCCGCGCUGUUCUCCAUUGCCAGCAUCCAUUGCAUUGCGGAUGACUCACGCGCGCGCAAGUCACCGCAGUUGGGUGGGCUUGGGUAUAGCGCGCCGCUGACUACGCUGGAUGCCAUGUGCAAGGAGCUUAUUGAGUGGAAUCGUAGGGCGGAGGCGAAGCGUGUUGCUGUUGCUGGGAAGGUUGGGCCUGUGUCUGUUUCGGAAGAAGGGGUUGGUGUUAAUCUUGUGUCGCCGGAGAAGAAGUUGUAG